This is a messenger RNA of Pocillopora verrucosa, 1967 nucleotides long. RefSeq lists its product as uncharacterized. The record is from RefSeq and is a predicted model, not a curated record. NCBI's taxonomy places the organism in Eukaryota, Metazoa, Cnidaria, Anthozoa, Scleractinia, Pocilloporidae.
GGAAUAUCAGUUCAAUUCCUUUGUUGGCAGUGAGGCCAAUUAGAUACAAAAGAAUAGAAAAACCGUACAAUAAUCAAUGAUGGGAUUUGCCAAGGCUUUUUCCACAUUCAUGUUCCUUUCAAUGUUCAUCGUUCAACUCCCGACGGCCAAGGGGGCAACAGUGUCACGUUAUGACACAAUCUUCAAUGCGCUUAGAAAGAAUUUAGACUCUAAAGCACCGACACAGAGCCAAAACGAAUCCAUUGCAAUUCUCAAAGCCCACAUGGCUCUAACUAGAGAUACUUUGGACACUGAAAUAAGGCGAUCAGACCUUGAAACCACAAACACGGCUCCCCCAACGCCUGCUGUGGCAAAGUUGAGAAGUAAACGAAAAAGGAUCUUCAGUCUUCGUUCGCGUCAAUGGAAUCCUUUUAGACUUGUGACCCAACAGGGAAGGAAACACCCUACCAGGCCCUCAAACCUGCUUGGUUCAACGAAUGUCCAUCCUUGCAACACGGUACAGACCUCUGAGAUGAGUUACACCGUUGAUGGUAUCAGGUGCCGUCGGUGGGAUACAAGUGAGCUGCAAAAUCGCAUGAAGUGCAUGGGAACCUACAGUCCUCGCUAUUUAGCAUCUUCCUUCGAAGAAGCACUAAGGUUUAAAGAUCUUGAUUCAGGAGAUAUUUUCGACCUUUCUAAAUCGUACAUUUGGCAUCAUCUAAAUAACGCAGUUAUCAAAAGAAACUCCAACAUCAAACCAGGAGAAACCCUAAUCAGUCAGUGUCAUGAGAGGAAAACGCGCACAGAAUCCGGGCAUUUAAGGAUCUGCCCAACCUGUGCAGCCAUUACACGUCAGCCGGCAAUGCCGAGAAGAUUUCCAGAGUAUAUCAAUGAGCUGCUAUGCGACCCAAAAAUGACGUCCAAUUACCUUCAGGGCAUUGGUGGCUUCUGUGUGCAGAAAUCAUUUACACUUGAUCUUUUGCAGUUUAAUGGAGAGUGGCAACUGGAUCCGAAACGGAGUGUUGAAGCUGGGCUCGAUGUUUACACGGAAAAAUGGACAACAUAUACUCAAAAAAUACGACGCCAUUGCGCAUGCGAGCUAGUGGAUUCAAGCCCGAUUGCUCGUAUGUUGUGAUUUGUGGCGUACACAUCCUGAGUAGCUGAGAGUUUACACGUCAUGAAUUAAUUUUAAUUCGUUCCAUAACAUCGAUAGGGAAAGCAUUUACUUUUUAAUAAUAAGCCAUGAUUCUACGAUUGUUAAUUACGUAAUUUCCAUUUUGAGUCAAGUGUUUAAAGGAUGAUGAAAAGAGAUACGUUCCCAGCUGUUCACGGACGCCAAAGAAUUAAGUCAAUUAAGAUUGAAGCUAAGAAACUUGCUUGAAAUAGGGCAGUAAAAUAACAAGAAUCUUAACCGGAGAAAAGAGGUGUGAUUUCCCUGAUAUAAUUUCCAUUUGCAUGCUUUCCGAUUAUGUUUGUUAUCGCAGUUAUCGUACGUGAUUUAAUUCAAUUCUAAAAUAGUGCUAUCGCGUACGCCCUAUGAACAUCAGUGAUUGCUCUAAUCGUUCGUAAUAGUAGUUUGUGUCGUUAAUUACCUUCAGUUUUUACGUUUUCAAGUACCUCAUUCGAGAAUAUCCCCCAGAAUAAAGAUUAUCGAUUUAAUACUCCGGACAAGAUACGUUGGUUUAAGAAUCUAAACACAUGACAUACUUUUUCCAAUUUAGGGCCUAAGAUUGCAGUGGAAAUAUUUUUAAAUAUUAAGCUGUAUUACGAGGGCUUUCACUUAUGACCUAUUGGAGAGCAGACGCAUAGAUGGCGUCACCAUCGAGUAGCACACUCGGCUACGCCGAGUUUAUCACUUCACGUGGCUCAAGAAAUUGACAUUGCCCUUCGAUAUGCCUCUGUUACUGCAAAUGGUUAUUGUAAUAUUUCUUUUUAUAAAAAAAAAAACAUAUCUAAAGCUUGGUGUAAUUGCUUUUUUUUAAGAAGAG